Molecule: messenger RNA, 873 nt
Organism: Gracilinanus agilis (Agile Gracile Mouse Opossum)
Lineage: Eukaryota; Metazoa; Chordata; Mammalia; Didelphimorphia; Didelphidae
Product: peptidyl-prolyl cis-trans isomerase A-like
Exons: 2
Coding region: 1-630 (209 amino acids)
Biological process (GO): protein folding; protein peptidyl-prolyl isomerization
Molecular function (GO): peptidyl-prolyl cis-trans isomerase activity
Source: RefSeq, a predicted model, not a curated record
AUGGCCACUUUUCUCCCUACUGUUCUCGGGUCGGAGGCUCAGAAGCCGUCGAAAAUCCUCCAAUUCAAGCCAUCCAUAGAACACCUACCUGAGACUCGGUUUCGGAAGCUCACAGACACGCCAUCCGAUGCCGCAGACAACCCCAUCGUGUUCUUCGACAUCAGCAUUGAUGAAGAGCCUCUGGGCCGGAUUACUUUUGAGCUCUUUGCUAACAAAGUUCCAAGGACGGCAGAAAACUUCCGUGCUCUGAGCACCGGAGAAAAGGGAUUUGGUUACAAAGGAUCCUGCUUUCACAGAAUCAUUCCUGGGUUCAUGUGCCAGGGGGGCGACUUCACGAACCACAACGGCACAGGUGGCAUCUCCAUCUACGGGGACACAUUUCCCGACGAGAACUUUAUCCUGAAGCAUACUGGCCCUGGCAUCUUGUCCAUGGCAAAUUCUGGACCCAACACGAAUGGCUCCCAGUUUUUCAUCUGUACUGAUAAGACUGAUUGGUUGGAUGGCAAGCACGUGGUCUUUGGCCAAGUGAAAGAAGGCAUGAACAUUGUGGAAAUCAUGGAGAGUUUCGGUUCUCGGGAUGGCAGGACCAGUAAGAAGGUCACCAUUUCUAAAUGCGGACAACUCAAAUAAGGUUUUGUUUUGUUUUGUUUUGCGUUUGUCUUAUCCCCCAAGCCACAAUCCUCUGUAGCUGGAGAGAGCACUCCUGAACCCCAUCUGCUUUUUAUACCCUGUAAUCCUUGUUGCUUUCAUGUGCUGCAGUUACCUUUGGAUUUCAUCUCCCCCUUUUCCUUCUACAAGUCUAGCUUAGACAACAGAGUUAAGUUUUAUGAUUAUGAAAUAAAAACUAUACUUGGAAAAAAAACAAAAAUAAAA